This is a messenger RNA of Talaromyces rugulosus, 1806 nucleotides long. RefSeq lists its product as uncharacterized. Gene Ontology annotation, biological process: proteolysis. The coding region runs from base 1 to 1806 and encodes 601 amino acids. Gene Ontology annotation, molecular function: tripeptidyl-peptidase activity; serine-type endopeptidase activity. The record is from RefSeq and is a predicted model, not a curated record. NCBI's taxonomy places the organism in Eukaryota, Fungi, Ascomycota, Eurotiomycetes, Eurotiales, Trichocomaceae. The transcript is spliced from 3 exons.
AUGAAGUUCUCGCGGUCUGUAGCUCUGCUCGCUUGGGCAGUCCCUGCAUUGGGCUCUACCUAUCAGGUGAAGGAGACUCAUUUUGUGCCUCGUGGCUGGAAUGCCGUUGGUUCUGCUCCUGAAGACCACCGCAUUGAGCUUCAUUUUGCGUUGAAGCAAAGUCGCUUCGACGAGUUGGAGAAAAGUUUAUAUGAUGUCUCCUCGCCGGGACAUCCUCGGUAUAGACAGCAUCUCAGCCAGGAAGAGGUCCAUGAAUUAGUGAAGCCUACAGAUGAAACUCUCGGCCUAGUUGAGGAGUGGCUUGGCAGCCAUGGCGUAGAUGUCCAUGGCCUCGACUAUACUCCCUCCAAGGACUGGUUUACUGUUACUCUUCCUGUCGACACUGUUGAACGCCUUCUGAACACCAAGUACUCUGUUUAUGAGCAUGAGGAUGGAACCCAACUGGUUCGCACACCCAAGUGGUCCUUGCCUGAACACCUCCACGACCAUAUCGAGUCAAUCCAGCCGACUACUUCUUUCUUCCGUCCUCGUAAGGAAGGACGGCAAUUCAAGAUUGCCGAUGAGCUAGCAUCGUUUUCCGCAAAUGCCAUUGCAGAAGCACAAGUCGAGAACCCAACUGUCGACACUGUCUGCAAUGCCACUGCGGUUACACCGCUCUGCCUUCGUACUCUUUAUGGCACCGUUGACUACACUAUCCAGGCCCACGGUAAGAACAAGAUUGCCAUCAACAAUUUCUUGAACGAGACAGCCAACCACUCGGACGUCAACAUUUUCAUCAACACUUAUAGGCCAGAAGCCAAGGGGUUCAACUUUACCACUUUCAUUGUCAACCAUGGAGAUGACCAGCAAACUCCUGAUACUCCAGAGCAACUCGAAGACGGCAAGGAUAUCGAGGCCAACCUUGACGCCGAGACUAUCAUUGGCAUCUCGUAUCCCACCAAACUGUAUACGUACAACACAGCUGGAACCCCUCCAUGGAAGCCAUCCGCAGGAAGUGAUAGCGACACAAAUGAACCCUAUGCUCUUUGGCUGAAAUAUGUCUCGAGCCAGUCAGACGACGUCCUGCCCCAGACCAUCUCCACCUCUUAUGGCGACGAAGAGCAAACCGUUCCACGAUCGUACGCUCACUCGGUAUGCAAGCGAUUUGCCGCUCUGGGAGCCCGAGGCGUCACCGUCCUUUUCGCCAGCGGCGACUCGGGCGUUGGCUCCAACGGAACUUGCGUGUCAAACGAUGGCAGGAACAGGACACAGUUCAUCCCAGAAUUCCCCUCUAGCUGCCCAUACGUCACCAGUGUAGGAGGCACCAUGGACUUCAAACCCGAGGUCGUGGCCUUUAACGAGCGCAACGGCUAUGUCAGCGGCGGUGGCUUUUCCAACCACUUUGAACGUCCACACUACCAAGAAAAGGCUGUCAAGGGAUACGUCGAGGGGCUUGACGGUCUCCAUGACGGGCUUUUCAAUAAACACGGCCGCGCCUACCCCGAUCUCGCCGCCCAGGGACGCGCCUUUGCCGUUGUUUGGAACGGUUCCGUCCAUGCAGUCGAUGGAACCAGCGCUGCCACGCCAGCAGCAGCAGGUGUAAUCACUCUGGUCAACGAUGCCUUGGUUGCCGCCGGCAAGCGUCCUCUGGGAUUCCUCAACCCUUGGUUGUACGCCGAGGCUCACAAGACAUUCACCGAUAUUACCAGCGGUUCGUCCUUUGGAUGCAACACUUCUGGUUUCCCGGCCCAGACGGGUUGGGAUGCUGUGACUGGGUUUGGCACAUUUAACUUUGAGGAGCUCAAGGAUCUCGCUUUGUCGAAGUAG